Molecule: messenger RNA, 1392 nt
Organism: Liolophura sinensis
Lineage: Eukaryota; Metazoa; Mollusca; Polyplacophora; Chitonida; Chitonidae
Product: sodium-coupled monocarboxylate transporter 2-like
Exons: 12
Coding region: 1-1392 (463 amino acids)
Biological process (GO): transmembrane transport; sodium ion transport
Cellular component (GO): membrane
Molecular function (GO): symporter activity
Source: RefSeq, a predicted model, not a curated record
AUGGCACAAACCCUGAUUUAUCUUCACUGGGCAGAUUACGCUCUCUUUGCGGCAGUGUUAACAGUGUCCAUCGGGAUUGGGAUUUACCACGCAUGCGCGGGAUCCAAGCAGAGGACGACGGCAGAGUACUUGGUCGGUAACCGGAAGAUGUCGGUCCUUCCAGUCUCGUUUUCAUACGUCGUGACGUAUAUGUCGUCCAUUUUUAUGCUGGGGCUUCCGGCUGAAAUGUACGUUUAUGGACUCACGUACAUGUUCAAUUUCUUCUCCAUUCUCUUUGCCAACACGCUGACAGUCGUGAUUGCUGUGCCUCUUUUUCAUCCCUUGAAACUGACCAGCUCAUACGAGUAUUUGGAGAAAAGAUUUGACUCUCUUGCAGUCAGAAAAAUGGGAGCACUUUUCGGGAUUCUGCUAACUACGCUUUACAUGGGCGUGGUUUUGUACGGACCAGCCGUCGCCUUGGACACAGUGGCCGGUUUCCCUCUGUGGGCUUCUGUUUUCUUGGUCGGAAUCGCUUCAAUCAUCUACACAUCUAUUGGAGGUAUCAAGGCAGUGAUAUGGACAGACGUGUUUCAAUGUAUGAUUAUAGUGAUUGGGCUCACAGCUAUUCUCGUGAAGUCUAUCAUGGAGGUCGGUGGGUUUGGUAAUUUCUGGAAACACAAUGCUGGGAGCGGAAGGUUUGAUAUAAACUGGAGUUUUGACCCGACGGUGCGGACGACUUUCUGGAACUGUUUGUUUGCUGGUUGUGUGGGGUGGUUCGGCGUGGCCUUCAACCAGGCGUCUGUACAGAGAAUAGCGGCCAUGCCGACCAAGAGACAUGCCACAAAGAUGGUUUUGCUGAGUAUCCCGGGCUUCCUCUUCCUCGCUAUCGCCGCCAGCCUUGAAGGGUUCGCAGCAUUUGCCUAUUAUAAAUCCAAGGACUGUGAUCCUUUUGCCGCCGGCUACAUUUCCAAUUCAAACGAGAUCUUGCCGUACUUUGUUAUGGAACUAUUCCAGACAUUGCCUGGGUUAGCCGGCUUGUUUCUAGCAUCGUUGUUCAGCGCUUCAUUGAGUACGCUGUCAUCCGGGCUGAAUGGAAUCUCAGCCAACACCUUGAUGGACUUUGUCAGUCCAUUCUACCCAAAAAUAUCCGAGUUUAAGAGGACUGUCCUAGCCAAGAUAUUUGUUUUCAUUUCCGGAUUUAUAUCAAUCGCCAUUUCCUUUCUGGUGAUGAUAAUCGGAGGACCGGUCACACAGAUCUGUACUAGCUUACUCGGCUCCCUCGGUGGCCCUGUCAGUGGACUCUUCCUGAUCGGAGCUUUCUUCCCCUGGGCCAAUUCCAAGGUCUGUGAGCAGAUAUUUAUAUUAGCAGGAUUUGCAUCUGACGUCAUCACCAUAGCACAAGUUUACAUUUGA